Molecule: messenger RNA, 1980 nt
Organism: Camarhynchus parvulus
Lineage: Eukaryota; Metazoa; Chordata; Aves; Passeriformes; Thraupidae
Gene: MARCKSL1
Product: MARCKS like 1
Exons: 2
Coding region: 92-715 (207 amino acids)
Biological process (GO): actin filament organization; central nervous system development
Cellular component (GO): plasma membrane; cytoplasm
Molecular function (GO): calmodulin binding; actin filament binding
Source: RefSeq, a predicted model, not a curated record
CUCGCCUUAUCAGCGGCCGGCGGGGGGCUCGCCCCACUCCCGCCCAGCGCAGCCGCCGCGGCGGGGCCGGCACCUCCCCGAGUGCCGCACCAUGGGCAGCCAGGGCUCCAAGGCGGCGGGCGGCGACCCCGACACCGCCAAAGCCAACGGGCAGGAGAACGGCCAUGUGAUCUCCAACGGGGACAUGACGCCCAAGGCGGGGGUCGAGGCGGCGCCCCAGAACGGGAACGGCUCGGCGGAACCCCCCAAAGAGGAGAGCGAGGGCGAAGCGGGAGGCGCGGACAGCAUCGAGCCCGCCCCGGCCGCCGCCGAGCCCGCCGAGCCCAAAGGCGAAGGGGCCGCGACCCCCAAGGACGGCCCUAAAAAGAAGAAGAAAUUCUCCUUCAAGAAACCCUUCAAGCUGAGCGGGAUCUCCUUCCGCAAGAACAAGAAGGAAGGCGGGGACUCCUCGGGCUCCUCGCCCACCGAGGAGCAGGGCAGCAGCGAGGAGACCCCGCCGGGGGGGCUGCAGCCCUCGGCGCCCCCCGAGGAGGGGCAGGAGGGCGGCGAGCCCGAGCAGGGAGGAGAAGCCGCGGGCAGCCGGGAGGAGGAGGAGGAGGAGAAACAGCAGCAGCAGGGAGGGGAGAGCCACGGAGACACCGCCAAAGCCGAGGAGCCCUCGAAAGGCGCGGGGCCGGAGCCCGCAGCGAGCCCGGCGGAGCAGAAGGAAGAGUAGAGACCGCUCGGGCAUCGUCCUCAGCGGGGACCCUCCCCGAGCAGCCCGGGGGCUCUCACACUGACCCCGACCCUCCCCGAGCAGCCCGGGGGCUCUCACACUGACCCCGACCCUCCCCGAGCAGCCCGGAUCCCCGGAUCGCCCUCACCGGGGACUCUCACCGUCCUCAACCCUUCCCGAGCAGCCCGGAUCGUCCUCGACCCUCCCUGAACAGCCCGGGGGCUCUCACAUCGACCCUCUCCGAGCAGCCCGGGGGUCUCACACCGCCCCCGAUCCUCCGUCCUCACCGAGGGCUCUUAAACAGACCCUGAACCUCCCCGAGCAGCCCGGAUCGUCCUCCCCGGGGACUCUCACACCACCCUGGAUCCCCCCCGAGCAGCCCGGGGACUCUCACGCCGCCCUCCGUCCCUCCCCGAGCAGCCCGGAGCGUCACCGCCGGGGACUCUCGCACCAACCCGGAUCCCCGGAGCGCUCUCACACCGCCCAGGACCGUCCCUGAGCAGCCCGGAUCGUUGAGCAUCCUCACCGGGGUCUCUCUCACCGCCCCCGGGCUCUCCGGGACCGCCCCGGUGUGUCCCGCAGCCCCGGACUGACCGCACGCCCCGCACACCCUCCCCACCCGCGCAGGGUUUUCUCUUUCUCUCUCUCUCUCUCUCUCUCCCCCGUUCCCGGUAGAAAAAGCUGGUUUGGAUUCCCCACCACCGCCGCCACUUGGAGUAGUUUGAGCUGAAUUCUUUGGGAAAAUGGAAAAAAAAAAACCAACAACAAUAACAACAACAAAAAAAAUUCAACCAACUGGGGAGGAAGGUUUGUCCCGGACGCCACUGGAGUUUACAGUUUGUAAGAACCCGGAUCCCAAAUCCUGCUCUGGAUCUCUGCAGCCUCCAGACUGUCCCCUCUCCUCCCGCUCCCACUGACUGUUCCAUGGAAUUUUUGAUUUUUUUUUUUAAUUUUUUUUUUCCUCUUUAUUUCUCAGUUUACAUUCCUGGUUCUGACUUUUCAUUUCGAGUAUUUCGUGCUUUUUUUUUUUUUUUUCUAUAGAAAUCGAUGGUUUAAAAAGCUAAUCUGGUUCUUUUUUUUUUAAUAAUGUCUUCUAUUGGCUUAAAACCAUAAAGCUUGUAAGUCCGCUGUGUUUAAUUCUGCUUUAAGGGAGAACUUUUAGGGUGUGGGGUGGUCAGAGGGGGGCCCUGCCAGCUGUAAAAUGUGAAACCAACGUUGUUUUUUUUUUUUGUUUUGUUUUUCUCUGUAAAUAAUUUUUUUAAUGG